This is a messenger RNA of Hordeum vulgare subsp. vulgare (domesticated barley), 1631 nucleotides long. Its product is annotated as cationic amino acid transporter 1-like. Gene Ontology annotation, molecular function: L-glutamate transmembrane transporter activity; L-lysine transmembrane transporter activity. The coding region runs from base 1 to 1461 and encodes 486 amino acids. Gene Ontology annotation, biological process: transmembrane transport; amino acid transport. The transcript has 3 exons. The record is from RefSeq and is a predicted model, not a curated record. Gene Ontology annotation, cellular component: plasma membrane. Lineage: Eukaryota; Viridiplantae; Streptophyta; Magnoliopsida; Poales; Poaceae.
AUGCGCCGGGAGCUCAACUGGUGGGACCUCGCGUGGUUCGGCGUCGGCGCCGUCAUCGGGGCCGGCAUCUUCGUGCUCACCGGGCAGGAGGCCAAGGAGGCCGCCGGGCCCGCCGUCGUGCUCUCCUAUGCCGUGUCCGGCGUCUCGGCCAUGCUCUCCGUGUUCUGCUACACCGAGUUCGCCAUCGAGAUCCCAGUCGCAGGCGGUUCGUUCGCGUACCUUCGGGUGGAGCUGGGCGACUUCAUGGCCUUCAUCGCCGCCGGCAACAUCCUACUCGAGUACUGCAUCGGCGGCGCGGCGGUGGCGCGCUCGUGGACGUCCUACUUCGCCACGCUGCUCAACCACCACCCCAACGACUUCCGCAUCCACGCCACGUCGCUCGCCGAAGACUACUCCCGCCUCGACCCCAUCGCCGUCGUCGCCAAGGUCUCCAACUUCACCGCCGACUUCGCGCCGUACGGCGCCCGCGGCGUCUUCGCCGCGUCGGCGGUGCUCUUCUUCGCGUACAUCGGCUUCGACGCCGUCAGCACCAUGGCGGAGGAGACCAAGAACCCGGCCAAGGACAUCCCCGUGGGGCUCGUCGGCGCCAUGGCGCUCACCACCGUCGUCUACUGCGUGCUCGCCGUCACGCUCUGCCUCAUGCAGCCGUACAAGGACAUCGACCCUGACGCGCCCUUCUCCGUCGCCUUCAGCGCCGUCGGCAUGGACUGGGCCAAGUACAUCGUGGCCUUCGGCGCGCUCAAGGGGAUGACCACCGUGCUGCUCGUGAGCGCCGUGGGCCAGGCCAGGUACCUCACCCACAUCGCGCGGACGCACAUGGCGCCGCCGUGCCUCGCAGUGGUGUCGCCGCGCUGGGGAACGCCGGUGCGCGCAACAGUCACGAUGCUCGCCGCCACGGCCAUCAUCGCCUUCUUCACCGACCUCGGCAUCCUCUCCAACCUCCUCUCCAUCUCCACGCUCUUCAUUUUCAUGCUCGUCGCCGUCGCGCUGCUCGUCCACCGCUACUACGUCUCCGGCGAAACCACCGCCACCAACCGUACCAAGCUCGUCUCGUGCAUCGCCGUGAUCCUCGCCGCAUCCGUCGGGACGGCGGUUUACUGGGGCCUGGCGGUGGACGGCGGGUGGGUGGCGUACGCGGUGACGGUGCCGGCGUGGUUCGUGGCGACGCUCUACCUGCAACUCGGGGUGCCAAAGGCGAGGGUGCCAAAGAUGUGGGGGGUGCCGUUGGUGCCGUGGCUGCCGUCGGCGUCCAUCUUCAUCAACAUCUUCCUGCUCGGAUCCAUCGACGGAAAGUCUUUCAUGAGGUUCGGGAUAUGGACGGUGGCGCUGCUCGUCUACUACUUCUUCGUCGGCCUGCACGCCUCCUACGACACCGCCAAGGUGCUCGCCGCCGAGGCAGCCACCGCCAGGGUGGAAGAAGGAGGCCAGAAGGCUGUGGAAAUUACCGGCGCUGGCAACUAAUUAGCACAGAAAUUCAUUAGACUAGUGAUCUGUACGUCCAUUAUGCUUAGGAAUGUCAAAUUAGUUGAUGUAGUAGCUACUAGUUACUUUGAGAGAUUAAUUAUCGAGAGUGUCGUUUUGGUCGCUAGGAUAAAGAUUUUCUUUUACAAAAGUUUGGUUAGCUAGUUUAA